This is a messenger RNA of Ctenocephalides felis (cat flea), 570 nucleotides long. Its product is annotated as chromatin complexes subunit BAP18-like. Bases 124 to 570 code for a protein of 148 amino acids. The record is from RefSeq and is a predicted model, not a curated record. Gene Ontology annotation, cellular component: MLL1 complex; NURF complex. The transcript has 5 exons. Lineage: Eukaryota; Metazoa; Arthropoda; Insecta; Siphonaptera; Pulicidae.
UAUAACUUGAUUAUAUUAUCUUUUAUUAUAAAUUCUAGACGAAUAUAAUAUUUAUACAUAUCAUAUAAGUAAUAAAUAAUUUAUGCAAUAGUUUUAAAAAUUUGUGUGAAUCAUUUCUUCGUAAUGAAUUCUGCAACUAAGGUUGGUGAAAUAUUUACAGCUGCUGGAUCGGCAUUCACCAAAUUGGGUGAGUUAACUAUGCAGUUACAUCCAACCUCUGAUUCACCUGCAGGUAAGUGGACAGAUGAAGAAAUUGAGAUGCUUCGGUCAACAAUAGUCAGAUUUAAAGAUGAGCUAACAGUUAUAAGUCAACACAUCAAAUCUAGAACUGUAUCACAAAUUAGAAGUACUUUAAAGAAAAAAGCUUUUGAAGAUGCCGGUAUUCCUGUGCGACAAAAUUCAAAUUCCCAAUCGCAAGCAAAUAAUUCUCAAAGUCAAAGUGUGAUGGGAAAAUCAUCAGAGGUUACUCUUAAUAUGCUUAAUGCACAAGAAAGUGAAGUAGAUGUUGAAGGAAUACAUACUGAUGUUAAAUUAGAAUUCGAGAAUACAACAGAAGAAGUAACAGGCUGA